This is a messenger RNA of Neurospora hispaniola, 1376 nucleotides long. Its product is annotated as heterokaryon incompatibility protein-domain-containing protein. The transcript is spliced from 2 exons. The record is from RefSeq and is a predicted model, not a curated record. The annotation marks the transcript as partial. NCBI's taxonomy places the organism in Eukaryota, Fungi, Ascomycota, Sordariomycetes, Sordariales, Sordariaceae.
AACACUCGUUGUCAUCAUACAAUCAUUCACUUCGUCCGCUUAACCACAGAAUACUUAUACAAUGGAAAAUCCAGCAAGACAUUCCGCUUGUCGGCGCGAUAAUGAUCCCUACAGUCGAACAGCCAAGGCAGUUAUCGCACUAUCUUGUUGCUUGCCAAGCUUGCUGCCGUCAGGAUAGACAAGCGUCUAAGCCAUCAAAUCGACCAAGUCAAACCAUGUUGGGCAAUCUGUUCAAUCAACAUGUCAAUUGUCCCGAAGGCACUUGCAAAUGGCUGUUGUCAGCCACCACCAGCCUCAGACCGACCAUCACCAAUCCAGCGAAAUGAACGGGCCGGUGAACGGCCAAUCACAGAGGAAGCGAACCCCGCCCCCAGUCUGUCCCGCGUUUCUCUCUGCUCGACGAUCGAAUACUGCCCGCUGCGCCGUUGUUCGGAUCACGAUUGUCUACUUGCUCAAGUCAACGACGGUAACUACAACCUCAGACGCACGGCAAAAGCCGAGGCCAGCAUUGUACGCAAAUCCAAGCACACGAGAACCACAAUGAGAUUGAUCAACACCGAGACACUGGAGCUCCAUGAGUUCUUCGAGUCGCAGGCUCCGACCUACGCGAUACUUUCGCACACAUGGGACAAAGACGAGAUUACCUUGCAGGAGAUGCUUUCCAUGUCUCCGUCCACCAUGGUAAAGGCUGGAUACAAGAAGAUCCAGGAUACCUGCAAAAUGGCACAAUCGAGGGGUCAACAAUGGGUCUGGAUUGACACCUGUUGCAUCGACAAGUCAAGCAGCGCCGAACUCACCGAGAGCAUCAACUCCAUGUACCGCUGGUACCAAAAUGCCCACGAAUGCUACGCUUAUCUUGUCGAUUUUGCCCCCGGAUCGCUGCCGCAAGAUGAACUUGAGAAAUGCCGCUGGUUCACACGAGGGUUCACUUUGCAGGAACUCAUUGCGCCCAAGACUGUGGUAUUCUUCGACAGAGACUGGAACGUGGUUGGCGAGAAAGGGGACAAGAACAUUCUCGAAAUUAUCGCCCGUUUCACGGGUAUUUCAGAAGAUCUUCUGUCUGGUUUUCGGCCAGUGGAUGACUAUGCAAUUGCCGAGCGGAUGCUCUGGGCUUCGUCUCGCGAAACGACCCGCCCUGAAGACAAAGCUUACUGUCUUCUCGGCAUAUUCGAAGUCAAUAUGCCCCUCAUAUACGGAGAAGGUGACAAUGCGUUCCGCAGACUCCAAGAGGAGAUCAUCAAGCGUAGUAACGAUCUAUCAAUCUUCGCCUGGGGCACACCUCUCAACUGGGAACCUACCAAGAAGGGAAGCUUGACGGAGCGUCGAUAUUUGGGCCUUUUUGCCAGAUCACCAGCAGACUUUGGGGCAACAUGGGA